UAAAACUGCCCACAAUUUUUUAUAAAGCAGCGUAGGUCUUUAUAAAACAAUAUUAAAUAAAAGAAACAAUAAAUAGAUAUAGGUAAAACAAAAGAAAUGUUUACCAAAUUUAGUGAACAUAAUAUUUAAAUUGCAUUUUAGCAAUAAUUGUGUCAUACCAAAAACAAAAAGAGGUUCACCUUGAAGUCGUAAUUGUAUUAAAAUAGUUCUGAAACGAAAACAUUCAAAAUAGACUUUGAGUAAUGAGUUCAAAUUAAAAAGAAAAAAAUAUCGAUUUAUUAAACUUUAUUUAAUCAAUUUUUACUAUUUUGACGAAAAAAAAAUUUAAUAUUUAAAAUUUUUUUUGAAAACAUAAAAUUCAAAUUUUUUGGAACGGAAAUAAUGAGUUCAUCGAUCAUUACUAGAAACGAAGCACAAAAGGCGAAAAUUCAAACUCGUGCUACAGUUAAAGCUAGACAACCAAACGCAGCGUUACUUGAAGCAAAAAAACGUGGAAAAUUAUUAAAAAUGAUGGAGUCUCAAACAGAACAGACCACAUCAAUUAAGGAUAUAUACCAAAAAGCACUUGAUUUUAAGAAAAUGAUUCGCUCAGAAACUGGUAUUAUAUAUGACGAAAGAAUGGUAGAACAUAGAUGCCUGUGGGAUGAAAAUCAUCCUGAAAAACCAGAGCGUUUUAUAAGAGUAAUUGAAAGAUGUAAGGAAUUAAAAUUAAUAGAACGUUGUCAACGAAUUCCAUCAAGAAAAGCAACAAAAGAGGAAAUUUUAAUUAAACAUACCGAAGAACAUUAUGAAAAAUUAAAAUCCACUUCAGAAGGAAAAAAUGAAACUGAACUUGAGAAUUUUAGUUCCAAUUAUGAUUCGAUAUAUUUUCAUCCAUCUACUUUUGAACUAUCUCUUUUGGCAACUGGGUCAACUAUUGAUCUCGUGCACAAUAUUGUAAAAGGAAAAAUACAAAAUGGUAUGGCUAUUAUAAGACCUCCAGGACAUCAUGCUAUGAAAUCUGAAUUUAAUGGUUACUGUUUCUUCAAUAAUGUGGCAGUUGCAGCGCAAUAUGCUUUAGACAAAUUGAAACUUCAAAAAAUUUUAAUUGUCGAUUGGGAUAUACAUCAUGGACAAGGAACUCAGAGAUUAUUUUAUGACGAUCCAAGAGUAUUAUAUUUUUCAAUUCAUCGAUUUGAAUACGGAACUUUUUGGCCGAAUUUAAAGGAUUCAAAUUUUGAUUUUAUUGGAGCUGGAGAAGGUUUAGGUUAUAAUUUUAAUUUGCCCUUGAAUGACAAAGGCAUGCAAAAUGGUGAUUAUAUGGCAAUAUUCAAUCAAAUAUUACUUCCUGUUGCAGUUGAAUUCCAGCCAGAGCUCAUAAUUAUUUCUGCUGGAUAUGAUGCUGCUUUAGGAUGCCCAGAGGGUGAAAUGGAAAUUACGCCUGCAUUUUAUCCUCAUUUACUCAAUUCGUUAUUAUGCUUAGCUCAAUCUCGUGUAGCUGUGAUAUUGGAAGGUGGUUACUGUCUUGAAUCAUUAUCGGAAGGCGCUGCAUUGACUUUACGAUCACUUUUGGGUGAUCCCUGCCCUUUGAUAGACAAAAUAGAAGCACCAUGUGAAUUAGUACAAGAAGCAAUUUUAAAUUGCAUUUAUGCUCAUCGUCCAUAUUGGAAAUGUUUACAAAUUCAGAAUACUUAUACACUCGAAGACUUAAACAAUUGUAAUCCACAACCAGAUCUUCAUAAAGUCACUGCUUUAUUUAAAUGGAAUGAGCCAGUUCCAGAGAAAUUUCCUACAAGAGGAUGUUAUCCGAUUCAAGAUCGUUUAGUUGAACGUUCGAUUGAGAGUAGAUUGAGACAACUAAAACUAUCAACGAAAUUAACAUUCCCAAAAACUCGAGUUUGCUAUGUUUAUGAUGAUUUAAUGUUAGAACACACAAACAACUUUGAAAAAGAUCAUGUUGAGCAACCAGAUAGAAUAAAAAUCAUAAACGAAAGACACAACGAAUAUGGGUUAUUGAAAAGAAUGCAAAAACUAAAAUCAAGAUAUGCUACCACCGAUGAAUUAAGUUUAGCUCAUACCAAAACAUAUAUUAAUUCCAUUAAAACGGCUGUGGAGAAAGAUGAAGAUUUGAAAAAUCUUGGCAACUCAUAUAAUUCAGUUUAUUUUCAUACAAAAACUUUUGAAUGUGCUAAAUUAGCAGCUGGGUCUGUAUUACAAGUUGUUGAUAAUGUAUUAAACGGCAACGCAAGGAGUGGUGUUUGCAUUGUAAGACCUCCUGGUCACCAUGCCGAAAAUGAUCAUCCUCAUGGUUUUUGUAUUUUUAAUAAUGUUGCAAUAGCAGCACAAUAUGCUGUCAGUAUACAUGGACUAAAAAGAGUUCUAAUUGUUGACUGGGAUGUACAUCAUGGUAAUGGAACACAACAUAUUUUUGAAUCAAGCUCUAAAGUCUUAUAUAUAAGUGUUCACCGUUAUGAUAAUGCAUCAUUUUUUCCUAAAAGUACUGAUGCUAAUUUUACAGAAGUAGGACAAGGUCAAGGAAUCGGUUUUAAUGUUAACAUUCCUUGGAAUAAGAAAGGAAUGGGAGAUUUUGAAUAUUCUCUUGUUUUUCAAAAUAUAAUUAUGCCAAUUGCAUAUGAAUUUAAUCCAGAAUUGAUAUUAGUAUCUGCUGGCUUUGAUGCUGCAAUAGGUGAUCCUUUAGGUGGUUGUAAAGUUUCACCUGAAGCAUAUGGUUGUUUUACACAUUGGUUAUCAGGUUUAGCUAAUGGCAAAAUUAUUUUAUGCUUGGAAGGUGGUUAUAAUGUCAAUUCAAUUUCAUAUGCAAUGGUAAUGUGUUCUAAGGCAUUAUUGGGUGAUCCAUCACCCAUAUUAAAUAUAAAUUCAAAUAAAACCGCCGCGUAUACAAGUUGCAUUGAAACUAUACAAAAUGUUAUAUAUAUACACAAUAAAUAUUGGAAAAGAUUAAAAUUUAAUAAAAAAUUACCUCCAUCACAAAAUCAAAAUAAAAUAAAAGAUAUUGAAAAAUUAAUGGACGAUAUGAGAAUUGACAAUAAUAUAAAUAAAGAUGAACAAGAACACCAAGAACAACCCGGUCCAAGUAAACCAAUUGAAAAAGGGCAAACUUUAACAGAUUUUCUAUUAGAAAAUCAACAAGCAUUACAAAAUGAGGAAAUGUUUGCUGUCAUACCAUUAAAAAAUUGCCCACAUUUAGAAUUAUUAAAUACUGGUGAUAUUCCAGAAAGUAUAGAUACUAAAGCAGAAUGUGAAAAUUGUCAAUCAUUACAAGAGAAUUGGUUUUGUUUACAUUGUAAUAAAAUCUAUUGUGGACGUUAUAUUAAUGAGCAUAUGUUAUUUCAUCAUUUAGAAACAGAACAUCCAUUGGCAUUAAGUUUUUCUGAUCUUUCUGUAUGGUGUUAUAUAUGUGAAGCAUAUAUUGAUAAUUCAAUAUUACAUAAAUAUAAAAAUUUAGCACAUAAGAAUAAAUUUGGUGAAGAUUUAGUUUGGUCAUAUGGUAAUGAUGAUACAAUUUAUUUAGAUGACGAUGAUAACUGAUAUUUACUAAAUUUUAUUUUAUUUUUAUUUUUUGUUAUGUACUUUUGGAAUGAAUUUGACAUAAUUUUUUAAAUGAAAAAUUUAAUUUUAAAUAUCUGUACUUUUUAUAAUAUAUAAUAAUAAUUGUUUGAGUUCUUGUGAAUAAUCUACAGGUAUUCCUCGAAUAAUUCAGUAAUCAGUCGCGAAUAUUAAAUUUGUUGGAAAUGUACAAAUUCGCAUGAAUUUUGAAUUCUGUUACCUCAGUUUUUCAAUUGUAAUUAAUUUUUUUUUUUGAACAGUAAAAGAAUCGCAUUAUUCGAGGAAAAUCUCUUUGUGUUUCUAAUUUUGUUAUGUUGUAUUUUUACAUUUUGUAUAUAAUAUACUUAUAAUUAUUAAUAUUAUAUUUUUUGACAAAAUAAUUUCAUUAAAAUUAAUAUUGAAAUUUAUUUGCUAAAUUUUUGUAAGAAUAAAAAAAUACAAGUAAAUUAAUAUUAAACCAAAAUUAUUCUUAACUUAUUUUCUAAAUUUAGAAAAUGUUGACUA
Condylostylus longicornis is the source of this 4050-nucleotide messenger RNA. It is a transcript of the gene HDAC6, whose product is annotated as histone deacetylase 6. Gene Ontology annotation, cellular component: histone deacetylase complex. Lineage: Eukaryota; Metazoa; Arthropoda; Insecta; Diptera; Dolichopodidae. The record is from RefSeq and is a predicted model, not a curated record. The transcript is spliced from 14 exons. Gene Ontology annotation, molecular function: histone deacetylase activity; zinc ion binding. Gene Ontology annotation, biological process: chromatin organization. Bases 382 to 3528 code for a protein of 1048 amino acids.